Messenger RNA from Acyrthosiphon pisum (pea aphid), 1049 nucleotides. RefSeq names its product ER degradation-enhancing alpha-mannosidase-like protein 2. Lineage: Eukaryota; Metazoa; Arthropoda; Insecta; Hemiptera; Aphididae. Gene Ontology annotation, molecular function: mannosyl-oligosaccharide 1,2-alpha-mannosidase activity; calcium ion binding. The record is from RefSeq and is a predicted model, not a curated record. Gene Ontology annotation, cellular component: endoplasmic reticulum; membrane. The coding region runs from base 366 to 1034 and encodes 222 amino acids. The transcript has 5 exons. Gene Ontology annotation, biological process: mannose trimming involved in glycoprotein ERAD pathway; carbohydrate metabolic process; endoplasmic reticulum mannose trimming.
AAAGACACGUACGAAAUAGGUAGACACCUUAUCAGAAGUAAUGUUUGAUUAGAAUAAUUUAUUGUUAUUUAUUUCAUUUUGCCGAACGUAGAAAAUAGUUUACGUUUGCUGAUAACAGUUUUAUUUCUUACCGAUUAAAAUUUUAAAUUCAUUGCUCAGUGUAAUAUACAUAUUAUUAUGUUAAAUUGUUUAACGUUGUUCAUUAAUUGAAUUAUACAUUCACGCACAUUUCCAGGUGACGACUGCACAAAUGUGUUGCGUCGACACCGAAAUGAGUAACAAAAAUAAUAUCUUAUGUUUUUGAACUAAAAAAUACACGUUUUACUACAUAUCCUUUAGAUUUUAUAUUUUGAAAUCAAAAAAAAAUGAAAUUUUCGUUUCAUUUCUCAUUGAUAAUUUUACUGCUCAUUCGACACGGCUCGUGUUCACGUCAUUAUGAUAGACACCGUCUUUUACAGUUGAGAUCCGAAGUGAAAGAAAUGUUUGAACAUGCAUAUCACGGCUAUAUGAAAUAUGCUUAUCCUUAUGAUGAGUUACGACCAUUGACAUGUGAUGGUGUGGACACUUGGGGCAGCUAUUCAUUAUCAUUGAUUGAUGCCCUAGACACUCUAGUUGUAAUGGGACUACAUGAUGAAUUUAAUAAGGCAGUUGACUACAUAAAAUACAAUGUUUCCUUUGAUGCAGAUAUCAAUGUAUCAGUUUUUGAGACAAACAUAAGAGUUGUUGGUGGACUGCUAAGCGCUCAUAUGUUAUCCCAUAGAGCCACAACUGAAUUAGAAAUUGGAUGGCCGUGUAAUGGACCACUGUUACGUAUGGCCGAAGAUGUAGCUAGAAGACUAUUACCAGCAUUUGAUACCCCUACUGGUAUGCCUUAUGGGACAGUUAAUCUUCGAUCUGGUGUACCCGAAGGCGAAACAACUGUAACUUGUACAGCAGGAGUCGGUACAUUCAUAUUAGAAUUCGGAACUCUGUCCCGACUAACUGGUGAUUCUAUAUUUGAACAGAAAUACAUUUUCGAUCCGAUGAUGAUUUAAGUGCAUCUUCUACAC